AUGUCAAAACUCUGUCUCAGUAAGUCUCUAAGUAAUAAAUAUAUUCUAAUUCUUAACACCGUUAUUUUAGAAAAAAGUUCAAAGCGAUCCACUUGUAAAAAAAGAUAUAAGAUCGAGAAGAAAGUAAAGGAGCACAACAGAAAGUUGAAGAAGGCUGCCAAGAAAAGUGAGUUUAAAUGUUUUCGAUGUGAUAUUUAUGCUUAGAUGGAGGUGGUCGCAAGAAGAAAGAAAAGAUGAUAUCGGUACCUAAUUCAUGCCCUUUCAAAGAAGAGAUUUUACAAGAAGCUGAGAAGAAACGAGAACAGUUGAGAGAGGAGAAGUUAGAACGAAGAAAGCAAGCCAAAUUGAAUCAGCAUAAGAAUAUAAAUAAGACAAAGAAGACGACCAAGUCCAAGUAA
Bursaphelenchus xylophilus (pine wood nematode) is the source of this 398-nucleotide messenger RNA. The record is from the annotation of a GenBank genome assembly. NCBI's taxonomy places the organism in Eukaryota, Metazoa, Nematoda, Chromadorea, Rhabditida, Aphelenchoididae.